Messenger RNA from Hippocampus comes (tiger tail seahorse), 3909 nucleotides. RefSeq names its product disabled homolog 2-interacting protein-like. The transcript has 17 exons. Bases 313 to 3489 code for a protein of 1058 amino acids. The record is from RefSeq and is a predicted model, not a curated record. Gene Ontology annotation, biological process: regulation of GTPase activity. Lineage: Eukaryota; Metazoa; Chordata; Actinopteri; Syngnathiformes; Syngnathidae.
GAAGAAGAAGAAGAAGAUGUCGUCACUGUGUGUCCUUGCGCAGCAGCUGCAGUCUUUCAAAGAUGGAGGAGAGGAAGUAGGGCAGCAUCCCUGAUGGGAGGGGCCGCGGCUGGAGCAUCCAGCAUCAGUAGCUAGGAGACGCGCGCGCAGGCAGGCAGACAGACACACAGACACACAUACACACAGACAGGAUCAGCAGGUUCGUCUUUCUUGGGCUAUUUACUGUUUGCUUGAGACGAGCACGGAUGUAUAAGCCUCCUUCUCCUCGUCCUCUUCCACCUCCUCUUCAACCCACAGAAUGCUUUGCGUGUGAUGCGUCGGCUGCACUGCGCUAGCCAGGAGUCAGUGUUAGGCGACGGGGGCGUGGCCUCUCUGGAGCUGAAAAUGGACCAAUCGGUGAUCAUCAAACCCGUUCACUCGUCGCUUCUGGGCCAGGACUACUGCUUUGAGGUGACCACUUCCACGGGGACCAAGUGCUUCUCGUGUCGCUCGGCGGCCGAACGGGACAAGUGGAUGGAGAACCUGCGGCGAGCCGUGCAGCCCAACAAAGACAACAGCCGACGCGUGGAGAACCUUCUGACCCUGUGGGUCAUCGAAGCCAAGGACCUGCCCGCCAAGAAGAGGUACUUCUGUGAACUUUGUCUGGACGACAGCCUGUACGCACGCACGUCCUGCAAGAUGAAGACCGACAACAUAUUUUGGGGGGAGCGUUUCGACUUCAGCAGUCUGCCGUGCGUCAGCGCCAUGACGCUGCACAUCUACAAAGACACGGACAGGAAACGCAAGAAGGACAAGAGCAGCUACGUGGGCCUGGUCAACAUCCCCGUCGUCACGGUAACGGGCCGACAGCUGGUGGAGAAGUGGUACACGGUGAGCAUGCCCAGCACCAUCCGAGGUAAGUCGAGUGUGCCGACGGUGCGGGUGAAGGCGCGCUACCAGAGUGUGGUCAUCCUGCCCAUGGAGCAGUACAAAGAGUUUGCCGAGUUCAUCAGCGCCAACUACCUGCUGCUGUGCAACACGCUGGAAUCUUCCAUCGGCCUGCGAGCCAAAGAGGAAGUGGCGGCCGCCUUGGUUCACAUCCUGCACAGCACCGGCAAGGCCAAGGACUUCCUGACGGACUUGAUGAUGUCGGAGGUGGACCGUUACCGUGACAACGAUCAGCUGAUCUUCAGAGAGAACACCCUGGCCACAAAAAGCAUUGAGGAAUACUUGAAGCUGAUUGGACAAAAGUACUUGCAGGACGCGCUGGGUACGCCGCACACUUGCAACGCAACGCGCCGCGCCGCACAGGACUGCACAUGUGGCGUGUGCGUGUGUUCAGGCGAGUUCAUCAAAGCUCUGUACGAGUCCGACGAGAACUGCGAGGUGGACGCGUCGCGCUGUGCCAACUCGGACCUGGCAGAGCAUCAGGCCAACCUCAGGAUGUGCUGCGAACUCGCAUUCUGCAAGAUACUCGACUCCUACAGGGUGUUUCCUCGUGAGCUGAAGGAGGUUUUUGCAUCGUGGCGUCAGGAGUGCAGCAGCCGCGGGAGACCAGACAUCAGCGAGCGCCUGAUCAGCGCGUCGCUCUUCCUGCGCUUCCUGUGCCCGGCGGUGAUGUCACCGUCGCUUUUUGACCUGACGCAAGGAUACCCGGACGAGCGCACGGCUCGCACGCUGACUCUCAUCGCUAAAGUCAUCCAGACGCUGGCCAACUUUAGCAAGUUCGGCACCAAAGAAGAGUACAUGCUCUUCAUGAACGACUUUGUGGAGCGCCAGUGGAGCAGCAUGCAGCGAUUCCUGCAGGAGAUCUCCAAUCCCGACGGACUCAACCACACCGGCGCCGGCUUCGACGGAUACGUCGACCUCGGCCGGGAGCUCUCCUGCCUGCACACUUUGCUCGCCGAGCUGGAUCAGUCGUGUCUGUGCAAGCUCAGUCCGCUUCCUCGGAUUCUCAGAGACGUCUCGGCGGCUUUGGCCAACCCUGGGGGCGGGGCUUAUCCCGGGAGAGCCUCGGCCUCCUCGCCCGAGCUCCAGCAGCACGUGGCGUCCCCGCCGCCUCUGUCGCCGCCCCUCUCGCCUCCUCUGGCGGCCUGCAAUCCCUCACUCGGCCAGCAGUGUGGCGUCGGACUGGAUGGAGGGCUGGUGGACUUUACCAGGCUUCCGUCACCCACACCCGAAAACAAAGAUUUGUUCUUCGUCACAAAAGGUUCCAGCCUUCAGCCGGCAUCAGGCCCGCGAGGAUCUCCGGCCCCGAGCUCCUCCUACUCGGAGCCCAACGACGACGCGGCGUACGGGAGGGCGGGGCAGGAAAUGAGUGCGGAAGGGCGGAGCCUGUCUCUGGUGGACCUGCAGGACGCCUCCCCCGGCGACGCUCUUGACGACAGCCAAUGGCAGCGCAGGGCGGGGCUGCUGCCGCUGUCUUUCCAGAACCCCGUCUAUCACAUGUCGUCGCGACAGCCGCACAGGGCCGAGGCCACGCCCUCCGACGGCUCGGCCACUUCGCAGGGCGGAGAUGAGCGCAACCCGGCCGCCGCGCCCAAACCCGCCUUCCUCACCCAGAUGCAAGUGGGCGUGGCCGCCGGGGGCGAGCGAGGAGAGCGUCUGUCGGCCAUGUCCAGCAGCAGCAGCGGAGAAGAGCAGAACAGACGAGCGCUCUCGCUCUCGGAAAACAUCACAAGUGGCGCCGCCCCCCCUCGUCAGAACAGUUCGGGUCCUCAGCGUCGCAUCGACCAACCGCCGCCGCCCUCCUCGGCGCCCCCUCCGGGCCCGCCGCGGGGCCGCACGCCACCCAGCAUGCUCCCUCCACGCCCCGCCUCCGGAAGCAUGAUGUCCUCCAGUCCCGAUUGGCCGAGCAGCGGACACUCGCGACUGCGCCAGGCCUCGUCCUCAUCCAAAGGAGACAGUCCCGAAAAACUGCGGACCGCCAACAAGGCGCCCUCUCCAUGUGCGUUGGACCGGACGGCCGCCUGGCUUCUCAACAUGAACUCUGCCUCUUCUUACGCCGAGGCGGAAGACGAUCGCCAUGACGACGCCUUAAUCGAGAAGUACCAGCAGGACAUCGCGUUGCUGCAGGAGAAACUUCGUGUGGCGGCUCUGCGUCAGGAGGAGUGUGAGGCCCGGCUGGUGGUUCAGGAUCAGCAGAACCAGCGUCUCCUGCAGGAAUAUCAGGCUCGGCUGGAGGAUACCGAAAGUCGACUGAGGAGGCUGCAGGACGACAAAGAUCUCCAGAUGAACAGCAUCAUCAGCAGGUUAAUGGCGGUCGAAGAGGAGCUGAAAAAAGACCAUUCCGACAUGCAGGCUGUGGUUGACUCCAAACAAAAGAUCAUUGAGGCACAGGAGAAGAGGAUAGCAAAUCUGGACGCUACCAACAGUCGCCUGAUGGCGGCGCUGGCUCAGCUGAAGGAGCGCUACGGCGUGACUUCGCAGAGGAACGGUCUGUCGCCUAGCAACACAUCAUCCCUGCAGAUCACAGAAAACGGCGAGUUCCGCAAUUCGGGUAAUUGCUGAGCCUCGGGCCCAGCGGCACUGUUAACUGCGAGUGGGAGGUUCCAUAGCAACACACACACACGCACCCUGUCCAAGAUGAACUUUAACGUCUGACAUUUCCCGUUUCCAUGCACGCCUUCCAACCGAUGCUUUAUCGAGGACGCGACGGAAUUUGUUUGAAUGCAGCAGGAAAGGCUUCAACACAGCACCCCGCCCAUCACAUCAGUUCCGUGAUCCAAACGUCUUAUUUUGAAAAGAAAACAUAUUUUGUUUUGAAAUUCUAUGGAAACCAGUUCUUUAAUACUAGCCGUUGACAUUGGCGACUAAUCACAAGCCUGAACGUAAAGCGACCAUCAUGGGGAAAUUUAGCAGACUUGUGUUUGUCUUUGUAAAGCUUUUCGUUGUGCAACAUGAGACUCUAAUAAAGUAAUCCCGCAUCAA